AAGCAUUAAGGGCUGUACCGGUCUUUCCUUUAAUUUGUCAACCAUCUGUAUGUAUCAGCUCUUUCAUAAAAACAGAAGUAGAAUAUGCAGAAUAUAUGUGGCAAAGACGAGACAUGAUAAAAUGAAAAGCGACACGAGAACAGGACAUUGAAAGAAAUAACUAACACCACAAGAUGGCAGUAAACCAACAACCAAGACGUGAGUUGCCACAUAGCCUCAGUGAAGAAGAAGCAGACUUCCUACUCCAGAGGGAUGUACGUCCGGUGUCACUCUGCACAUGUGGUAAACAUACAUAUGUGUCCCCCGGAGUGCAAGCAUGGACUUUUCAACGAAGUGGAGUAAUUUGCCGAAAGGUCCGAGUUUAAAGAAUCUGACAGAAGGAGGAUUUGGUGUCCUGAAGGAGGAUCAACAUGCUGCAAUUCAGGAUCUGACAAAAGCUCACAUCGAGUCGUUUGACCAGGCUGUCACUGACGGACUCAGUCGCGUCGUGCAGGCAAUCCCUCCUUUGGAGUUCACGUUCAAAAAUGACAGGAUUAGCCUCGCGUUCGUUGAGGCUACAAUCUACAAACCUGCGGUUGCCAAAGGAAGCAUCUGCAGGGAAAUGAGGGUGUUUCCAGCAGAGUGCCGAGGAAGAAGAUGCUCUUACAAAGGCAAGAUUGUGGCAGAUGUCAGCUGGUCAAUCAAUGGUGUCCCCAAAGGCAUCAUUAAACAGUCGCUGGGUCAGGUGCCAAUUAUGGUGAAAUCCAAGCUGUGUAACCUUCAUGGCAUGUCCCCCAAAGAGCUUGUGGAACACCAUGAAGAAGCAGAGGAAAUGGGAGGUUAUUUUGUUGUGAAUGGCAUUGAGAAGGUUAUCCGUAUGCUGAUUAUGCCGAGGAGGAACUAUCCAAUUGCCAUGUCAAGACCAAAGUGGAAGAGCAGGGGCCAGGGAUACACACAGUAUGGUAUUUCCAUGCGCUGCGUGAAGGAUGAGCACACAGCCAUCAACAUGAAUCUGCAUUAUCUGGAAAACGGGACUGUGAUGCUCAACUUCAUCUACCAGAAAGAGCUCUUCUUCCUCCCACUAGGCUUUGCACUUAAGGCCCUGGUGGACUUCACAGACUUCCAGAUCUACCAGGAGCUCAUUAAAGGCCGUGAGGACAAUUCCUUCUACAAGAGCUGUGUAUCAGAGAUGCUGCGCAUUGUCAUGGAGGAGAACUGCACCACCCGCAGCAAGGUGCUCAAUUACCUUGGAGAGCGCUUCCGGGUUAAGAUGAGCCUUCCUGACUGGUAUACAAACGAGCAGUGUGCCAACUUCCUGCUAGAUGAGUGUAUCUGCAUCCACCUGAAGUCAGGCGUGGAGAAGUUCUACCUGUUGUGUUUGAUGACCAGGAAGCUUUUCACAUAUGCCAAGCAGGAGUGCAUGGAGGAAAACCCUGACAGCAUUAUGUGUCAGGAAGUGCUCACUCCUGGUCAGCUCUACCUCAUGUUUCUGAAGGAGAGAAUGGCUGCCUGGUUGGUGUCUGUGAAGUUGUCCUUUGACAAGAGAGGCAGCAGACUGAGUGGGUGGAGCGCUGAAAACGUGAUGAAGAUCUUUAACAUGGGCACUGAUCUGACCAAGCCUUUUGAAUAUCUGCUGGCCACUGGGAACCUCAACUCCAGGACAGGUCUCGGCAUGCUGCAGAACACAGGCCUGUGUGUGGUAGCUGACAAGCUCAACUUCAUCCGCUACCUGUCCCAUUUCCGCUGUGUGCACAGAGGAGCAGCUUUUGCCAAGAUGAGGACCACUUCAGUUCGUAAGCUGCUACCCGAGUCCUGGGGCUUCCUGUGUCCUGUCCACACUCCAGACGGAGAGCCUUGCGGCCUCAUGAACCACAUGACAGCCAGCUGUGAGAUUGUGGCUCCGACCUUGCCCACCACAUCACUGCCUGCUCUACUCUGUUCCCUUGGUGUUACUCCAGUGGAUGGAUCUCCUGGCCAAGCCUUUUCAGACUGCUACCCUGUGGUCCUGGAUGGGGCUGUUGUAGGCUGGGUGGAGACUGAAUUAGCCCCCGUUGUGGUUGACUCUCUGCGCAGGUUCAAGGUGCUGAGAGAGAAGAAGAUCCCUCCAUGGACUGAGAUUGUUCUGGUCCCCAAAACGGGCAAAGCCAGCUUGUACCCAGGCCUGUUCCUCUUCACAACACCCUGUCGCAUGGUGCGGCCUGUACGCAAUUUAGCUCAUGGAAAGCAGGAGUUGAUUGGCACCUUUGAGCAGCUUUACAUCAAUGUGGGCAUCUUGGAGGAUGAGAUCGAGCAAGGUGUGACGACACACCAGGAGCUCUUCCCUCACAGUAUGCUCAGUGUGGUGGCCAACUUCAUUCCCUACUCGGAUCAUAAUCAGAGUCCUAGGAAUAUGUACCAGUGUCAGAUGGGUAAGCAGACUAUGGGUUUCCCCCUGCACUCAUUCACGGAUCGCUCAGAUAACAAGCUGUACCGGCUCCAGACGCCACAGAGCCCACUGGUCAGACCCUACAUGUACGACCAUUACAACCUGGACAACUACCCCAGCGGCACCAACGCCAUCGUGGCGGUCAUAUCCUACACGGGCUACGACAUGGAAGAUGCAAUGAUCGUGAACAAGUCAUCGUGGGAGAGAGGCUUUGCUCAUGGAUCUAUCUAUAAGACUGAGCUGGUGGACCUGGCUGACAAGGUGAGGGGAGAUGACAGCGUGGUCUUUGGGACCAAGCCGGGCGACCCUAAGGUGAAUGAAAAACUGGAUGCUGACGGACUGCCUCACAUUGGAUCAACACUUAAGUAUGGAGACCCCUUCUACAGCUAUAUCAACCUCAAUACUGGCCAGACCUUCAUCACCUUCUACAAGAGCCAAGAGGCUUGUGUCAUUGACAACAUAAAGAUCUGCAGCAACGACACUGGCUCAGGCCGUUUUAAACGUGUCUGCAUCACUGUGCGAGUGCCACGAAACCCCACCAUUGGUGACAAGUUUGCCAGCCGCCACGGCCAGAAGGGCAUCCUGAGCCGCCUGUGGCCAGCAGAGGACAUGCCUUUCACAGAGAGCGGCAUGACUCCAGACAUCCUGUUCAACCCCCACGGCUUCCCCUCCCGCAUGACCAUUGGGAUGUUGAUUGAGAGCAUGGCGGGCAAGUCCGGUGCCCUGCACGGCCUGAGCCACGACGCCACACCCUUCACCUUCUCUGAGGAGAGCUCUGCGCUCGAGUACUUUGGUAAAAUGCUUCGGGCUGGUGGCUACAACUACUACGGCACGGAGCGGCUCUACAGUGGACUGAGUGGCCUGGAGCUUGAGGCGGAUAUCUUCAUAGGCGUCGUCUACUACCAGCGGCUACGUCACAUGGUCUCCGACAAGUUCCAGGUGAGGACCACAGGAGCGCGAGACAAGGUGACCAACCAGCCAGUGGGAGGGAGGAACAUCCAGGGAGGCAUCCGUUUCGGGGAGAUGGAGCGAGACGCCCUGCUGGCCCACGGCUCUUCAUUCCUGCUUCACGAUCGCCUCUUCAACUGCUCGGACCGCUCAGUGGCUCAGGUGUGUGUUGACUGUGGCAGCCUGCUCUCUCCUCUUUUAGAGAAACCACCACCAUACUGGUCGGCCAUGCGCCAUCGCAAGACUGUCUGCACCCUGUGUGGCAAAAGUGACUCUAUUGACUCUGUGUCUGUUCCUUAUGUUUUCCGCUACUUUGUAGCUGAGCUUGCAGCCAUGAACAUCAAAGUCAAAUUAGAUGUUAAGUGAAUUUUGCAGGACAAUGAAAAAGAAACAUGCCUUGAAAGUGACAAAUGAGGUCUCAGGAGAAAGUGUCUUCGUUUUAUGAAAGGACUUUUCACAUGUGUUUUGUUAAAAUGGGUCUUCACAUCCAGUAAAGUUGAUAGAAUUAAUCAUGCUACAGAAAGACAAAUAAAGUGUAAAGCAAUGAUGUGUUGCAAAAUAGCCAAGUGCCUGAAAAGUUUAUCUCCUUUGUUGCAGGUGUUUUUAUUAGCCAAGACUUUGAGAAAAUGGCCAAGUAUACAAGCAUAUGAUGGAAUAAAUGUUGACAUCUGUUAAGUUGUGUAAAGAUAACCCAAAGGUCUUUUUGUACAGUCAUUCUGAGUGUUGAAUAAAAAUGUGCUGCAUCA
This is a messenger RNA of Thunnus maccoyii (southern bluefin tuna), 4098 nucleotides long. RefSeq names its product RNA polymerase I subunit B (gene polr1b). Gene Ontology annotation, molecular function: ribonucleoside binding; DNA binding; DNA-directed RNA polymerase activity. Gene Ontology annotation, biological process: DNA-templated transcription. The record is from RefSeq and is a predicted model, not a curated record. The transcript has 15 exons. Gene Ontology annotation, cellular component: nucleus; RNA polymerase I complex. The coding region runs from base 317 to 3718 and encodes 1133 amino acids. Lineage: Eukaryota; Metazoa; Chordata; Actinopteri; Scombriformes; Scombridae.